GUAGAGAUUUAUUUAUCGUAUCGUCGUAUUCUGAAGUCUCCAAGUCGUUCGGCUCGGCGCACUGGGUAUAGCAGUAGCAGCACUGCCGCGGUUGAUUUUCGAGCUGCGGUGCUGGAGAAGUGAAGAGCUCAUGCUGUUCUCCCGUUCCCCGGCUGCCACAAAUCAGCCACUCGUCCCUUCCCGCCGGACGCUGCUCCUAUCGCCAUGCCCGCGAGCCGGCGCGACCCCGGCACCGGUGGCCGACGCUGCGCUCCUACCGGGCGGGCUGCGUGCGGAGUCGCUGCCGCGGCACGUGGCUGUGGUGAUGGACGGGAACUCGCGGUGGGCGCGCGCGCGCGGGCUGCCGUCCGCAGCCGGGCACGAGGCCGGGCGCCGCGCGCUGGAGGAGGUGGUGCGGCUCUCCCGCGCCUGGGGCGUCCGCACGCUCACCGCCUUCGCCUUCUCCCACGAGAACUGGAGCCGGCCCAAGGUGGAGGUGGAAUUCUUGAUGGGGCAGUUUGAGCGAGCGAUCCGCGAAAGCGUAGCUGAAUUUUUGAGCUUUUUGCUCUUUACAUUUUACAGAGAAGGAAUUCGGCUACGCGUAAUCGGCGACUCCUCAAGGCUGCCGGUUUCUCUUCAGAGGACCGCGAGAGAAGCCGAGGAGGCCACGCGGAACAACUCGCAGCUCGACCUGACACUGGCAAUCAGCUACAGCGGGCGGAGGGACAUAGUGCAGGCGUGCCGGACCCUAGCCCAGAAGGUGCGCGACAAGCUGCUCGAGCCGGAGGACAUCGACGAGUCGCUGUUCGCCGGUGAGCUCGAGACGAGCCACGCCAACGGCAACGAGCUCCCUUAUCCCGACCUGGUCAUCAGAACCAGCGGCGAACUGCGGCUGAGCAACUUCCUGCUGUGGCAGUCGGCGUACGCGGAGCUCUUCUUCACGGACACGCUGUGGCCCGACUUCGGAGAGGCCGAUUACCUCCAAGCGCUGGUCUCGUUCCAGAGCAGAGACAGGCGGUUCGGCGUAAGGAAAUUGUAGCGGCGCAGAGGCAGCGCCAUGUGGAAGGCGUGCUUCAAACUGUCAAUAGCAGGAAAGCGUCGGUCAAUAAAUCGUAACGCGAGACCAAGAUGAGUAGAUGGAGUAUUAAAGUGGUGGUUUGCAUGCAGCGGUGAGAGUGAGAGUAAUGUAGCAUAUCAACUCAAGAUGGUAGGUACUACAGCUAGAGUUCAAGCUCACAGACAGCAGUCGUCGUUGAUGAUGGUGGCUAGCAGCUAUCUGCCGAUGGCCACAGAUUUAUUGUUAAAAACCCUUUGCUAUUGCAAGAGUACGUCAAAUGCCCUUUAUUAAGUCGUGAUAAAAUAA
Molecule: messenger RNA, 1342 nt
Organism: Zea mays
Lineage: Eukaryota; Viridiplantae; Streptophyta; Magnoliopsida; Poales; Poaceae
Product: undecaprenyl pyrophosphate synthetase
Exons: 3
Coding region: 131-1018 (295 amino acids)
Biological process (GO): polyprenol biosynthetic process
Molecular function (GO): ditrans,polycis-polyprenyl diphosphate synthase [(2E,6E)-farnesyl diphosphate specific] activity
Source: RefSeq, a predicted model, not a curated record